Fopius arisanus is the source of this 522-nucleotide messenger RNA. RefSeq names its product RWD domain-containing protein 4. Gene Ontology annotation, molecular function: protein binding. Lineage: Eukaryota; Metazoa; Arthropoda; Insecta; Hymenoptera; Braconidae. The record is from RefSeq and is a predicted model, not a curated record.
CAAUUUUUUAUUGAAUUUAAAAAGUGAAUCUGUGACUUUAAAUCCGAUUUAUUAAACCAACUCCAUUGUUUAUUUAUUUAUUGAUUAUUCUGUUCGUCCUAACCUCAACCACUGAAUCUGUUCCCGAGCCACGAAAUCCCAGGCACUGGGUAUUAAAACAAUUAAUAUUUAAAGAUUGUUAUAACAAUUUGGGGGCAGAGGGUCUCGUGAUAAUAUGAGUGAUGAAGAGCUCCAGGAAGAGGAGCGAGAGGUGCUUCUCUCCAUUUAUGAAGGAGAUAAUGCCUUCAAACAGCUGACGUCAACGACUUAUCAGUACAAGUUUGGCGACGACAAUGACCCUCGGUCCUUCCUCGUGGAGAUCAUCUGGAGUGAUAAUUAUCCAACGGAGAAACCCACGAUUAACAUGGAGACUUUUUACAAUAAACAUAUAAUAAAUUAAUCGAUUAUUUCUAAAACAUUCGUUAAAAAUUCAUCUCUUUAAUUCUCGAGACGAAAACAAUUUCAAUCGCCCAAACACGAAUU